Rotaria sordida is the source of this 1686-nucleotide messenger RNA. The record is from the annotation of a GenBank genome assembly. Lineage: Eukaryota; Metazoa; Rotifera; Eurotatoria; Philodinida; Philodinidae.
AUGGACAAUGAAUUCAUAAAAGGUAUUGUAUGGCCUAUGAACAUCGAAUCGAUAUCUCCAUUUAGAUCUAAUGAAAAAACAUCAGACAUGAAACAAUACCGAAGAUGUUGGGGUAUUACAUGUUAUCCUUGUUCAAAACUCUGUAUUGGACUUUUAAUUUUACUUGCUCUUCUUAUAUUGGCUAUAAUUGCUACAUUUCUUAUUCUUUUUCUUGGUAAGAAUAAAGAAGCAACAACAACACCAAUAAGUACAGCAAUCAAUCUAACCACAAAAAUAACUAGUACAACGACUACUACUGUAUUAACCAAAACGAUUCCUACUAAGUCAACUACAAUAACAACAACUUCAACUAUAGCAAGUACAACUACAACCAUGAUCACAUGUGGUACAUCCUGUCUCAAUCAAUCAUGGAUUGAUUCAUCAGGUGGUCUUGCUUUCUGGCCAUUCGACGGUUCAUAUAUUGACAUAGUUAGUGGUUAUAAUGGAAUUCCAUCUCCAAAUCCUCCUACUUUUGUUACGGGAUAUCUUGGUGAGGCUGCUUCAUUUGAUGCAUCCACUGAACAAUCUAUGUACACAUCAUUUAUUUCAUUAAAUAAUGCUAGUUUCACUGUAGAAGCAUGGAUUAAACCAACUGGAUAUCCUAAUCCGCGAGAUCAUAGUAUUGUUGGUUUAUGUCCAUCGAAAAUAACAAGUCGUUGUCUUCAUAUUAAUAUUCGUAAUAGAAAACUUUAUUUUGGAUUUUAUUAUGAUGAUCUUCAAGGUGUAACAACAAUCUUACUCAAUGAAUGGAUACAUGUAGUAUUUACUUUUGAUCUAACAACAAAAAUACAAACUAUCUAUUUGAAUGGAUUUCCAAAUGCACAACGUAUUGCAGCAAAUUCAUUACAAGUCGAUUCGGGCAAUUUUACAAUUGGUGUUAAUGAAGGCGUAGACUUUCCAUAUAGUUAUUUUCAGGGUUAUAUUGAUCAAUUAUCAAUCAGUCGACGAACAAAAUCUUCUUGUGAAAUACUUGAAAUAGCAACAUUAUCUGGUCACUUCAAAUUUGAUACUCCAUCACCAUUUAUUGAUUUAGGUCCUAAUUCAGUAGCAACUACAUCUUCAAGUACUUCAAUUAUCACGGGUCAUAAAAAUCAAGCUAUAUCAUUUUCUGGUUCAUCAGCAUCUUAUUUUCAAACAUGGGGUUUUACUUCAUUUGGUAUUAGUAAUAAAGAAUUUUCACUUGCAUUUUGGAUUCAACCUCAAAUUCUAUCAGGUACAAUUGUUCAUUUAUCAACAUCAUCUUUAGGUACAGGAUCUCAAUGUUUUUCAUUAUUGGGUUUUGAUUCGAAUGGAGCAAUUAUUGCACAAGUCUUGACUGACAAUAACAAUGUUGUCACAGCCACGGGUCCUAUUUUACCUGUAUCAUCAUUAUGGAUAGCAGUUGUUCAAACAUGGAGUUCAACAAAUGGAUUGAGACUCUAUGUAAAUAAUACACUUGUUAGUUCUGUCGAAGCUUCAACAUUUCUAGGAAGUGAAACAACACCAAACUAUUUAACAUUGGGUAAUUGUUUAAAUGGUUGUGAUGGUACAUGUUCAAGUGGUUCAAUUGGUACACCAGGUCCAUUUACAGGUGCAAUUGAUGAUUGGCGUAUAUACAAUCGUGAACUUACUUCGGAUGAUGUGUGUGCUCUACAUUUUGCUAUUUGA